Molecule: messenger RNA, 1432 nt
Organism: Nestor notabilis (Kea)
Lineage: Eukaryota; Metazoa; Chordata; Aves; Psittaciformes; Psittacidae
Gene: SPTLC1
Product: serine palmitoyltransferase, long chain base subunit 1
Exons: 14
Biological process (GO): sphingosine biosynthetic process; ceramide biosynthetic process
Cellular component (GO): endoplasmic reticulum
Molecular function (GO): serine C-palmitoyltransferase activity; pyridoxal phosphate binding
Source: RefSeq, a predicted model, not a curated record
GCUCCCGCUUACCAUCUCAUUUUAGAAGGAAUUCUGAUUCUGUGGAUAAUCAGACUUCUUUUCUCCAAGACGUACAAGCUUCAAGAGCGAUCUGAUUUAACACCUAAGGAAAAAGAAGAGUUGAUUGAAGAAUGGCAGCCAGAGCCUCUUGUACCUCCUGUGCCAAAAGAUCACCCAGCUCUCAACUACAACAUUGUUUCAGGUCCUCCUACCCAUAUAAUCACUGUUAAUGGCAAGGAAUGUAUAAACUUUGCAUCAUUUAACUUUCUUGGACUUUUGGAUAAUGAAAAGGUUAAGACUGCAGCCCAGGCAUCUCUGAAGAAAUAUGGUGUUGGCACUUGUGGACCUAGGGGAUUCUAUGGUACUUUUGAUGUGCACUUAGAAUUAGAAGAACGACUAGCAAAAUUCAUGAAGACAGAGGAAGCUAUUAUAUACUCUUACGGAUUUGCAACAAUUGCUAGUGCUAUUCCUGCGUAUUCAAAAAGAGGGGACAUUGUGUUUGUAGAUGAAGCUGCCUGCUUUGCUAUUCAGAAGGGAUUACAAGCAUCUCGUAGUAACAUCAAGUUAUUUAAGCAUAAUGAUAUGGCUGACCUUGAACAACUGUUGAAAGAACAAGAGACUGAAGAUCAAAAGAAUCCUCGCAAGGCCCGUGUAACUCGAAGGUUUAUUGUAGUGGAAGGAUUGUAUAUGAACACAGGAGACGUUUGUCCUCUUCCAGAAUUGAUAAAAUUGAAGUAUAAAUACAAAGUUAGAAUAUUUUUGGAGGAAAGCCUUUCCUUUGGUGUCCUUGGAGAACAUGGAAGAGGAAUUACUGAACACUUUGGAAUAAAUAUUGAUGAUAUAGAUCUUAUUAGUGCAAACAUGGAAAAUUCACUGGCUUCUAUUGGAGGAUUUUGCUGUGGAAGAUCUUUUAUUAUUGACCAUCAGCGAUUGUCUGGUCAAGGCUACUGCUUCUCUGCAUCCCUACCUCCUUUGUUAGCUGCAGCUGCUAUUGAGGCUCUGAAUAUUAUGGAAGAUAAUCCAGACAUUUUUCGGACUCUCCGGGAUAAAUGUGAACGAAUUCACAAAGCUUUACAGGGGAUCUCUGGCUUAAAAGUAGUGGGAGAAUCUUUUUCACCAGCAUUGCACCUACAGUUGGAAGAAAGCUGUGGAUCUCGGGAAAAUGAUGUAAAGUUACUCAAAAGAGUUGUGGAUUAUUGCAUGAAUAGUGGUAUUGCAUUAACUCAGGCCUGCUAUCUGGAGAAAGAAGAAAAAUGUCUUCCUCCACCCAGUAUUCGAGUAGUGGUAACAGUGGAACAAACAGAACAAGAACUGGACAAAGCUGCAUCACUUAUUAAAGAAGCUGCACAGUCUGUAUUGAAUUAGACUGCUGGAUUGGAUUCCUCUUUCCCCAACUUACCAGGUUGUGUUUUACACUGUGUAGUGACUUCCA